This is a messenger RNA of Aedes albopictus (Asian tiger mosquito), 2338 nucleotides long. RefSeq names its product juvenile hormone esterase. The transcript has 6 exons. The coding region runs from base 121 to 2028 and encodes 635 amino acids. The record is from RefSeq and is a predicted model, not a curated record. NCBI's taxonomy places the organism in Eukaryota, Metazoa, Arthropoda, Insecta, Diptera, Culicidae.
AGAAUGCGGGGAGAAGAGACAUGGGGUAGCCCUGCACUGCUGCACUGUCAUAUGACGGUUAAAUAUACGCAGCCAAAAGUUAAGAUUUGCAAUGCAGUCGUAUAAAAGACAACGCACCGAAUGCAUCCGAAUGCAUAUUGGUGCGAUCGGGCGUGCAGUCUGCAGUUGAUCGGGGAACUGACGGUUGCAUGUUGUGUUCUUCGUUUUUCUCGUUUUGUUAACUCGAACGUGCAAAAAAUGGUGAUAUCAAUGAAAAGUGUUGUACUUGUGGGAAUGGUUUUGUGCGAGUUAGUUUGCGGAAAUAAAACAUCAAAACAGUUCGUACCAAGUAAUAGCUGCGAAAAACAAGAGUCUGAAAAUGUCAGUGCGAAUCCUCGCGUGUGUAUUGCUGAUGGGUGCCUGCGUGGUACCUUCAUGAAGGGAUAUCGGACAGGAUUAUUUGAAGCAUUUAUCGGAAUUCCGUUUGCGAAGCCACCUGUGGGGAAUUUGCGAUUUGCGAACCCAGUACCGGUAGAACCCUGGCGGGACCAAGGAGAUUAUGACGCCACAGUUGAAAAAUCCAUGUGUGUUCAGAAAAAUGAACUUUUACCAGUCGCGGUUGCCAUGGGCAGCGAGGAUUGCUUGUACUUAAACGUGUAUCGACCAAAGACUCAGAAUGCCAGCAAAGCGACCUUGCCGGUGAUGGUUUACAUUCAUGGGGGUGGAUACUUUUCGGGCAGUGCCAGUCCAGGAAUAGUUGGACCGGAAUACUUCAUGGAUACCAAGCGCGUUGUCUUGGUGACGAUUCAGUAUCGCGUCGGGGUGUUUGGAUUUCUGGCAACCGGUGAUGAAGUGGUGCCAGGAAAUUUCGGCUUGAAGGAUCAAACGCUGGCCUUGGAGUGGGUGAAGAAAAACAUCGACAAGUUCGGAGGUAAUCCAACGUUAGUGACAAUUUUCGGUCAGAGUGCCGGUGGCGGAUCGGUUCACAUGCAUAUGAUCAGUCCUUUGAGCGAGGGGCUUUUCUCGAGAGCAAUAGUGAUGAGUGGCAAUGCAAUUGCUCCAUGGAAUUUUCCUACGAAGGAUCCGCUGGAUUUGGCGAGACGGCAAGCAGAAGCAGUGGGUAUCACAUGUGCAAAGAAUUUAACCUCCAGGCAGAUAGUAGAUGUACUAAGAAACGUCGAUGCUUUGGUUCUCUCUGAUAGCAUAAGUAAACUGAAGCCAUGGUCGGUAGAUCCAUUGACACUGUAUCGACCGGUGGUUGAAUCGCCUUCAUGGUCCAACCAGGCCUUUCUGGUGGAGGAUCCGCGGGAAUCGUGGCAAAAGGGAAACUAUCAGCAAAUUCCUUGGAUGACCGGGUAUUUAUCGAACGAUGGAGCCGUACGUGCCAUUGCGAUUACAACAAAUCAACAGCUGUUGAAGGAUCUUAACGCUAAUAUUAGCACGCUGAUGCCACUGCUGUUGGAAAAGGAGCUUUCUGAAGAAUUUAUGAUGGCUUUGAAGGAUCGUUUCUUUACAAACAGUUCCAGCAACGAGUGGAUUACCGAGAAGAAUGCGCAACAAUUGAUCAAGCUCUACACGGAAGCGGGCUUCCUGUACCCACUGCACACAUCGGUGAAGCAGCACGUGACUCUAGCGGACACCAAAGUUGCACCAGUGAGCCUUUACAAAUUCAGCUUCCAAGGGCCCUACUCGUACUCCAUGCUGUACUCGGCCAACCCGGAUAUGCACGACUUUGGCGUAGUGCACUGCGAUGAGCUGAUCUAUCUCUUCCGGUCGCCGCUGCUCUUCCCGGACUUUGCGCACAAAUCCAAGGAGGCGCGGAUGUCGCACAAUUUGGUGGAAUUUUUCAUCGAUUUCGCCAUCAAUGGAGUGGCCACUCCGCUGAAGCCGUACCGUCCCUGCAAUAACGACAACGAGGUAUAUCAAUCAAUGGACUGCGAUGUGCUGGAGUUCACCAAUGCCGCCGAUCCGGAGAAGCCGUUCGAAGUACGGGUGGUCAAUGGGCGAGAUGAGGACAUGUUCGCCUUUUGGAAGAAGUAUUACUUUUGAAAGGAGUACAAUUGCACGAUGAUGAUGAUGCAGGUCGAAUGACGGAUGAGUCUAUCCGUCGUCGUGUGACAGCUGAUAGAAUGACGUUGUGAUAAUUUUCCAUGUUAUAGUUGACAGUUAUUAAUGUAGUGAUAGAGAGAGAGAGUAAAAAGUGCCAGGAAAUUGACUUCCAAAUAUAUGUUGUACAAGUUUUAUAGUUUGUUAAGAAAUCUUUUGUUAGGGAAAUGAAACGAAGGUAUCAAUCGUAUUUUAGAAAAGGAAAUUUUUGUUUGGAUUUCGAUAUAAAUAUAUCAAAUCACUCAUUGCCUUA